UGAAGCAGAAGGGACUGUGGAGGAUGUGAUCUCUUUGAACGUGCCUCUUUAAGAUGGAAUGCAGGCUGUUUGCUUCUUGUAUUCUCCUUACGACGUCUGUUGCGACUAUCAGGACCUCUGGCUCUGGUCCCAACAAUGUCAUCAGCUGGUACCGUGGAUGCUAUAAUUAUGUAAACUUGGCCCCUUUAAAGCCAAUGUUUCAGACAUCAGAAUUGAUUGAACCUGCUCUUUGCGCAAAGUAUUGUCUUCAGGAAAGCUUUGAUUUAACUGUGCUUUUAAGUGAGACUGACUGUUUCUGCACUAACGAAUCCAAAGCAUUCUGGACCUUAAGUAGCUACAAUUCUGUUCUCAGCAAUGAUAAUUUGCUGAAUGGCAGCUUAUCUGGAAGAGGCGACCUUACCACAAGAGAGAAUUUCUCCUUCAGCACAGGAUGCAUAAGCAGAUGUACUGGCUUCGUUUGCUUGUCAUAUGGAGAUGGAGAAAGUAAAAUGGCUGUCUAUCAAACGGUUGGACCAUACAUAAGGAACCUUAGUCUCACACUAAUUGCAGACCAUGUACAAACGAAAAAACCAUUCAUGCUGGAAGUUUGUGGAUACUUGGCUGGUCCUGCUGAUAGUGCAAUCAGUGCAGGAACACAGAAUGGAGCUGACCUUUCUUAUGUGCGAAUAGAAGUUCACUGGGACCACAUAGAUUAUAGCAGCCUGAAUGUUCCUGUAAUCUCUAGUGGAUUUUUUUCAACAUCUCCUGUUUGGAUCUAUACUGAACCUGGAAAAUAUUUGAUAACUGUAUUUGCAGACAAUCAUAUCUCCAGGGAAGAGAAAACUGUCAGCGUUGUGGUUCUGAAUCCUGCACCCACUGCUCUUGAGGUGAAGCUUGUACAAGUAACUGAGCAGAUUCCAUCCUGUAUUCCAUUUGAUGUUGAGGACAUCGGUCCACUAGAGAAGGCUUUUCUUGGAGUUGCCUAUAACUUUGAAGCCUUUGUUGCGAUGGGGAUUGAUUUGAAUUUUUAUUGGCACUUCAGUGAUGACAACAGUACAUAUUCCUCAAACAACCUGAAGAACUGCAGUGGGCUUCAGCAACUGGGUUGUCUUUUGGAUACAGUGAGUCACACAUUUCAGUAUGAAGGGGUCUAUCAAGUGACUGUCAAUGUGUCAAACAUGUAUGACUGGAUCCAGAAAACAAUUUAUGUGGCUGUUGUAAAGGAAUCAAUCUCUCAUUUAACAUUUAAGCCAAAAAAUGGUUAUAAUAUUGCUGUUGGUGAGAACCUGACAUUGGAAUUGGAACUCUUUACCACAAUUCGCCAGUUAUUAGUCUUUGACAUUACAUUUGGAACAGGAAUGACUCAUCGUCACACACUGAGUGACCAUUCACCAGCACUUGAAAGACGUUCUCAUCUGCAACUAAUGGAAGAUUAUGGCCUCCAAAACUGCACCUUGCGCAUUCAAAUUUUUCAUACGUACAGAUUUGUUGGUGUUUUCAACAUUUCAAUUGGCCUGUAUAAUGGAAUGGAUGUUGUCAAUGCAACAUUGGCAGAGCUCCUCCACGUCUAUGAACGCAUAACUAAAAUUGAUUUACUUCUAGGGGAUCGAGUAUUACCUUCAAGAACAAAUCUUACAUUUAGGAUUGCAAAUGUUAUCAAUAAAACAGGCGCACUGUGUCUUUGGACUAUCCAAAAAGACAACAGUACAUUAAGAAUGAGAAGAACUACUGAAUUGUUUCUCCAGCACUUAUUUGAAGCAGCAGGUAUCUACAUUUUAAAAGUGACAGUUUCUAAUCCAAUCAGCAGUGCAUCAUUUAGUAUCAGCAUCGAAGUCCAAGAUGCAAUUGAAGGCCUUUCUUUGACCAGUUCCAGUCCCAAAUGUUUAACGACUGGCUCCACAAUCAGUCUUCAUGCUCAUGUAGUUCGUGGAACCAACAUAACAUACACAUGGAAAUUUAACUCUAAUUCUACACCUGUACAAACAAAUACACCUCUUAUGAUGUAUACAUACUCUAAACCUGGAACUUACUUAGCCGGUGUAACAGCAAGAAACAAGUUAAGUGAAAUAACGGGGACUGCCAUUCAAUUUACAGUGCAAGAUCUUGUGGGAGAUAUAACAACUAGUAUUCCCAACAUAAUCACAGUCAACCAAACAGUAAUCAUCUCUAUCUGUGUGACCUCUGGUACAGACCUGACCAUUGAAAUACAAGUAAAUGGCUCUACUAUGUUUACCAGUAACAGUUUUGUAGCAAGUCGUUCACUGGAUUUGCCACUUACCUUCAAUCAAACUGGGCAGUUGCAGCUGUUGAUUCAGGUUACAAACCUAAUCUCUUCAAACAAUGUCACAUUAACCAUUUUGGUUAUGAAAGAAAUUCAUAUUGUCGCUAUAGAAAUGCAGCGGCAACCCACUGUGGAAGAAGAUAUUAUUCUUACUGCAGAAGUUAAUGAAUACCUGUGGAGAAAUAGAGCAUACAUAUACAAAUGGACCCUGUUUGACAAUGAGACAGUGACAACUGGAAGUCCGGUUAUAAUGUACAGGUGUAGAAAAGCUGGGCUUCAGAAGAUUGAUCUAUUUGUUUCCAAUCUGGCAUCAGAGACUUCAAGUGAGAUUGUCCUAAAUGUGUCCCAUUUGUCUCAUGGUCCUCGGCUCAUUCAUUUGGCUAAUAUGGCAGCUGGACAGACCGUGACCUAUGAAUUCAAGAACAUUUCUUGGGACAUGGAGGAAGUUGUAAUCCAGUUUGGUGAUGGGAACACGACAAAUAUUUCAAUUUCCAAUUGCAGUAGUUUCAGCGUCAAUCACACUUAUUCAUAUGCUGGAAUAUACAGCAUUAGUGCCUUCUUCAGUAAGAAUAUUAUUACUCUGUCUUCAACGAUUGUAAUUCAGGAUGUUAUUGAAGGCCUUCAUCUUACUGGUCCAAAAACUCUGAGCCUAUCUACAAGCCCACUUCAACCUUCCGUUGCAAAAUGGACUGCAAAACUUUCAAAUGGAUCAAACUACAUCUUUCAGUGGCUGUAUUCAGAUGGCAAAAUAAAUCAUACUGUCAUCGGCCCUAGCCAGUUAAUUAUGACAAUCAACUCAACUGGUUUAAUAACUGUGGAGGUUGUGGCACAUAAUGAAGUGAGUCGUGCUAGAGCCCACAUGACGACAGUGGCUCAGUAUCCGGUCCUCAGCAUUGCUGUUACCGUGGCUCGUGUAGCUCUGCACAAGCCCAGUAACAUUGUGCUGAAAGUAAAGCCCAAACAAGACUACAUCAUUUCAGUAGAUUAUGGCGAUGGAACAAAUCAACUUUUUGAAUCAAAACAACUUAAUUUCCAAACCAGUUGCUUGGAAACUGCAUUUUAUUGCUCGAUCUUUGUUUUUCAACAUACGUACAGUGCUGACGGUCAAUACCUUCUGAAUGCUACAGUAUCUAAUAACAUUAGUAAAAUUGCAUCAGCAGCCAUUGCUGUUGUUGAGGAGCCCAUUACUGGUCUUCAGUUGAUUCUGAAUUCACCAAGUGUGAUCAAGUUUAAAGACUAUAUAAAUGCAACAGCAUCAGUCCAGACAGGGACGGAAGUUAUCUUUCAGUGGAUCAUUUCUGUACCUCACUCCCAUCCCUUCACUCUUACUCAAGGGGGCAAUCUUAUCAGUACAAUUAGUUACCAAGCACUUGCAGGAGGAAACUACUAUAUAAAAGUAACAGUGUCCAGUCCGCUCUAUAGCACUCCUUUCAGUCGAUUGCUUCCAGGCAUGGUAAAAGUAAGAACCCCAAUUGCGGGUUUACAAGCAUUGUUCCCCUUUAAUAGCAAUUGUGCCAAGCUUCUGCGGCAGCCGGAUGGUACUUACGCGACUCAGAUUCUGGGCUUCAGUGUUCAUGCCUUCACUGAAGAUGUGAAGUUUUCAUUUGACUUUGGAGAUGGUUCACCACUGCUUAUUGUGAGCGGACAGAAGAGUAGCUUUGACGGUACAUCUGCAAAUGGACGUCACAAGUUUACCAAAGAGGGUGUGUUCUACAUCACAGUCUCAACCUUUAAUGAGUUCUACAAUCUUACGAAUGAACUUGGUGCAUAUUAUGUGCAAAUGGUUCCAGAAGGCUUGGUACUCAACUUGAAUUCGAGUGUGAUUCAUAAAAAUGAAAUCAUUCUCUUCAGUGCCUUGCUAAUGAGAGGGACUGAUGUGACAUACAGUUGGAAUAUGGGUGAUCAGACAUCAUAUGUAGAUGAAGGUCCUGUAAUUAAACACAAGUUUUUGUCGGCGGGGAUUUAUAACGUCACAGUAAAUGCAUGGAAUAGAGUGGGAGCAGCCUCAACCUAUGUCACUGUAGCUGUCCUCUACAGGAUGCAACCUGUUUCCGUCUUUACAAACAAGACAGUAUAUGCUACAUAUUCUGACAUCGUAUUCACAGCUAUAACUGCAGAGGAAGACCCACUGCAGUUUGUCUGGUACUUUGGGGACAAGCCGCCAGUGAAAACUACAUCACGCAGCAUAACCACAAGAUAUUCAGCUCCAGGGAAGUACAAUGUGAUAGUGAAUGCAUCAAACCAGAUUAGUUCAUUCACAUCAAACAUCUUUCCAAUAGAACUGCAGCAGGCAGUUGAGCCAAACAGACUUAGAAUAAACAAUCAAGACCUUACCUCAGUUCUCUUAAACUCCAGUAUUGCUGUGGAAGUUCGCAUUAACUAUGGGACCAAUCUCACUUACUUAUGGAAUUUUGGUGAUGGUACUGUGAGAAUUGGGAGCAGAAGAGAUUAUCACUGUUAUGAUAGGGAAGGAGAAUUUACAGUUGAAGUAGUCAUCUUUAACAAUGUGAGCUCUGCUGUGCUCUCUGGCCAGCUUUUUGUUAUUUCUGAGAAUUGUCAGCCUCCUCCAGUGAAAAGCUAUGGGCCAUCCAAAAUAGAGGUUAGAAGAUACCAGUCCUUCAAGCUUGGAGUUACAUUUGAGAGUGAGUUUGUCUGUAAUAUCUCAAGAGGAAUACAAUACAGUUGGUCCUUCUUUACUCCAGAGGAUUCUCUGGUCACAUUGGCAGAGGUUGACGUUAAUAAACAAUCGAUAAUCAUUCCGGGCUAUCUGUUGAAUUAUGGAAUCUAUCUUGCAAUUGCCAGGGUGCAAAUUGUUGGCAGUGUGGUUUAUAAUAACUACACUGUAUGUGUAGAGAUCCUUGCUACCCCACCAGUAAGUCUGAUUUCAGGUGGCACACAGCUCUUCAUAAAUUACAAGCAAGAGUCCAUCAUCAUUUUGAAUGGAUCAGAAUCAUAUGAUCCUGAUUACCCAGGUACUACAGAACUAAGGUUUUCUUGGUCAUGUGAAACAGUCAGUGGAUUAGAUAUCCCUUGCCUCAAACAUAAUGCAAGCGAUACUCUGAUUACAAAUUCCAGUACCAUCAAGGUCCCAUUGUCUACACUGAGAAAUGAUAUUGACCAGUUUCUCUUCAAGUUAAUAGUCAGCAAUAAUAACAGAUAUUCUUCAGAAGCACAAUUGUUUAUAACAGUUAAAAAAGAAGAUAACUUAAGGCUGGUGAAACUCCUUUGUGUUGAAUGUGUGAAUAAUUCAGUAAAUUGGAAUGAUGCAUUUUCUGUCAAGGCUGUGUGUGAGGAGUGCUCAGAAACUACGGGCCUUUCAUAUUCUUGGAAGUUAUUCCUAGUGAAUGCAACAGAAUUGGAAUUUUUUGAAGUUCCCUUCUGCAGACUGGUGGUGGACAACUUGCAUUCAAAUUUAUUUGGCCCCAUUGUGACUGAUGAUUCUCCUGCACUUGAAGCAACUUCCAGCAUACAAACAUCACUGACGACAGCUGUUCACUCCAGCAUUCAAUUCACAACCAGUCGACAAACCAAAGACACUCACAGUACUUGGAUUGGUCCAUUUGAUAGAAAGGAUACUGGCAAUGCUACCAGCACUACUACAGUUUCAAUUUUCCCCAUUACUCCAGUUCAUACCCUGCUGACUAACACAACAAACAGAAUCAGAAGACCUACUACCUUACAGGAUCAAUUCCCUUUUCCGAUUCCUGAAGAGCAGGUAUCUGGUGGAAGGCCUCAGAGGAGAAUUCCCCGAACUGCUAAGUCAACAAGUUCUUCAUUCAGUAAUGCUUCAGAUGUCAAUGAAUCUCUGAAUGCAACUAAGAGCGAGAACGUCUCUGCUGUGAAUGAGCAAUUGCAGACCUCAUCAAAGCCUGUGACUGCUUCUCUCAGUAUGAAUGGUUCUCGCCUGGAGGGCGGCGAAUCACAACCUGAGAUAUCAGGGAGUGGAGUCAUUGAAAGCGGAGCAGCUGUCAACAACAACACCAGUAACAAUAUUAUUGGAACUGUCUUUGGAGAAGAUUCUUCUAAUGUAACGGAGAAUGCCACUGAUUCAUCAGAGUAUGACACACAUUAUAACACGGUAGAAGGAACCUCUGGUUCUGGUGGGAGACCAGGAUUUCAAGGAGGUGGAUCCAGUGGAAACAAUAUCGAUUCAGGAUCCAAUUUUGGAUCGGAAAGAGGAGACGGUGAUGAUGUGCUCCCAGACGUUCAGCCUCCAUCUCCAUCCAGACCCACUCCCAUGAUCGAAUGGACUAAAAUACGCAUUAAUGACGAGAAGUUUGAAACAUUUACAACCACAGGUAUAAAGUCACAAAUAUUGACAUUUAAACCUUUUGGCCUGCAAAGUAAGAAGGUUUACAUGCUAGAAGUUGUUGUCAGAGGCCAGAAUGAGAAAGGAAAGGCACAACUUUUCCUUUUUACCAACGACAAUCCUCAGGGUUUGACAUGUGAAAUACGACCCAGUAAAGGAUCAGAGAUUCAGACACAUUACAGCAUGUUCUGUACAUCAGGAAGGAAGGAUCUGCAUUAUGAGUAUAGCUAUAGUAUCGGCAAUUCAACUGAAACUCUCCUGUAUGAAGGAAGAGAUCAUGAAUAUUACUUUCAGUUACCUGCUGGAGAACCAACAGAUGGAUACAAGCUGAAAAUCAACACUGUGAUCACAGAUCUACUUGGAUCCAAAACAAAGCCUUGUUCAGUUACUCCAAUUGUUUUGCCAACUAUUAAAACAAAUGAAGAACUAUACAUCCAGGGUCUUCAGAAUCUGUCAACUCUAAUUUUGUUAGGUAAUCAAAAGGAAACAAAAAAUUACAUUCUGCUGUUGAACAGAGUCCUCCAUCGACUCCAUAAAGAAGGAAGUACCAGGCUGGAUUUACAGAAACAAACCAGAAAUACAUUAAUAGCAGCUCUUUGCAGCCUAACUAUAUCGAAUCAGAGGGAGCUGAUGGGAACAGUAUCUGCAUUGCAAGACCUUAUUAACAUAACCAGUGAGGUAACUUCAGAAAGUGCUCUGACUAUAACAAAAACAGUUAAAGAGAUGAUUAGACUUUUUAAAAAAUCUGGGGCAUUCAGCCUGCGUGGAGAAUUAGUGAAGAAAAUAGUCUAUCUGGUUGCUGAUGUAAUGGGAGUGUCUGACAACAGCACAGUAAAUUCAAGGAACCUAUUAUUUAAUGGUCUGGAAGUGACAACUGAGCUUUUAUUGCAAUAUGUGCAAAUCAGCAAUCAAUCACAGUUUUAUGUGAACACCAAUUUAAUGGAGCUCCAGACUUAUCAAAAUCAUGGUUUUCUGAACACAGUGCAAAGCACACAUUCUGCCAAAUUUUUUCUUCCUGACUUUUUGGAUAAAACGAUUACUGCAGGAACUGGUGAAAAUAAUAGUUGUAUCAUCAGCCACUUGAUCAGCUUCAAAAAAAAUCCAUACCUCUGGGGAAAGUCUCCAUUGGAGAAUUUGUGGACUAUAUCUAUAAAGCAUUGUCCACUGGGUCAACUAAAUUAUAUAUGGAGUUGUAGCAAGAAGAAGAUUAAUGGAGAUGUUGCUGACCUCACGCUGUAUAAUUGCACUAACAGAAGAAAAGUUGAAGUUAAAGGGCUCAGAACACCUGUUCUAAUUGAGUUUGAAAGGAAGGACUCAAAUGAACAGUUCAAUGUGCAUGUCCUCCAUCGAACCCAAAUGAACAUUCAUAUCUUGCCAGUGACACCAGCCAACCUACAGCAGGCUUUGCAGAUUAGAGUGAAUUUCAUCAGGCCUGACCAGGAGGUGUUUCCUGUCAUGCUCUUAGUGAGGUCGAAUAAAGAGCCAACUCCAAGUAAAUAUAACUUAAAACAAGUCCACCACUGGAAUGGAGAUGUGAUCCAUUUGUUUAUUUCUGCAACAUCGCUCUUGGGUACUGGGACAUAUUAUCUUGGCCUCUUAGAUGCAAAUUACAAUAGAAAGCCCAAAAAUAACUAUCUUGCCAACAAUGUAAGUUACACGCUAAAUAUCCGAUGGAUUCAGUGUUUGUACUGGGAUGAUAUCAAGGAGUGGAAAUCUGAUGGCUGUUCACCCCGGCAGGAAUCAGAUUCACAGAAAAUAAACUGCAGCUGCAACCACAUGACAACAUUUACAGUUGCACAUCAGUCGGUUAAGAUGAAAGAUGUCAAAUUCACAGAUAUAUUGAUGUUUAUCAGUGCUGUUGAAAACUACGUCACUUGUAUCACUGUUCUGUUCGCACUGACCUUCUACCUUCUGCUGGUUAUCUUGUAUAAGCAUAAGGAUCUUGUCCUUGAGACAAAACCUAAACUCAUUGUAUUGCAAGACAAUGCUCCCGCUGACCAGUAUCUUUAUGCAAUCAUUGUGGAGACCGGCUUCAGGACAAAGGCUGGAACCACUGCCAAGGUAUAUAUCAAACUUUAUGGAGAAGAUGGUGUUUCUGAAACUAGAGAGUUAUACCACUCUGAGAAGCAAUUAUUUGAGAGGAAUUCGAGAUACACAUUUAUAAUGAGUGUUCCAGAUAACCUUGGUCCAAUUUGGAAGGUUCAUCUUUGGCACAAUAACGGUGGUUACUCUCCUAGCUGGUAUGUUACCUCUGUGAUUGUUAAGGACAUGCUAAUUGGUACGUGCUGGUUCUUUCCUGCUGAAUGCUGGCUUGCGGCAGAUGAAGGAGAUGGAAAAGUAGAACGAGAACUGGUCUCACUCAUCCAUGCACCUGGCUUUAAGAAACUUCUCUAUAGUAAACUAACUGAGUAUCUGGAAGACUAUCACAUGUGGGGAUCGGUAUACAGUCGCCCAUCCUAUAGCUCUUUUACACAUACUCAACGCCUCAGCAUCUGCCUUUGCCUUCUGUUGGGUUAUAUGUGUCUCAAUGCUGUGCUGACCAGCAUCAAGAACGAGGAGUACACUGCUGAAUUGGGUCUCAUUGAUGUCUCAGCUGCCUCCUUAGUUACUGGCUUGAUUACCACUAUAGUAGUUCUGCCAAUUGUAUUGUUACUAUCGUUGCUAUUCAGAUUUAGCAAGGUCAAAUUACUGCAGGAAACUUCUACUGAAGAGCAAUACGGGACCACAAGAGAAUCCAAUAUAUAUUCCAUUGAAGAUAGUACAAUUGCAUCCUUCCUGUCCUGGCAGAGCUUACAACAGUGGGCCCAGGAGGCAUGGAGAAAAAAGUAUGAGCGAGGUAUAUUGGGCUCUCAUGCUCCCAGUGUUCGUUCAGUGCACUACAGCGAUGGAAGCAAUAAGAAGGGUGGAACUUGCUCAUCUGAAGGCAGCUCAAGUGGAUUUGAGGAUUGCAGUUCACGGGAAAAUGCCAGGCCAGAACCAAAGGUCUCAAAACAUAGCUCCAGCGACCUACGAUCAGAUUAUUCAUCAGAACACAGCAGUUUGUUUGAACAACCUGUGGCAAAUAAAACCAGACAUUUACUCCCAUCUUGGUGCUGUUAUCUGGCAUGGACCAUCUGCCUCUUGACUACCUUGGCGUGUGCGUUGGUAACAAGUGUGUUGGGACUGCGGUUUGGACCAACCAAAUCUAUAUUGUGGUUACAUUCGCUGUUUUUUUCUCUCCUGUACUGUGUCUUUGUCAUCCAGCCUAUUGCAAUUUUCUGUAUGGCAGCUGUAGUCGCACUGAAAAACAAAGAUUGUAUUGACUUUUACAUCGGCUACAUUGAUUCAAAUACUUCAUCAGAUGUCUACAAGCAAUGGAAUUCUGAACCUGGUUUUCUUUCAGAGAGCUGUCCCACUGAUACCCAUUACAAUCCAUACUCUGACCCAAUGGAUCUUGACAGGAUUGUGGCUGCUCGUCAAAGGGUUCGAUAUUUACGAUUAGCUCGACCACCAACUCCUGCUCAGCUAAAAGAAGCAAAAGACCGCAUGAGAAAGGAAAAUCUCAUUCAACAGACAUUACAGGAAUUUGGAAUUUACAUUGUUAUGCUGAUACUGCUGCUGCUGAUAACAUUUGGUAAAUUUUCCAAAGAUGAGUAUCACCUCAAUCAAGCCAUUCGAGUGGAGUUUACAAGGAAUGUGAAAAAUCCUUUCAUGAAUAUGAAAACGGCUGAUGAUUGGUGGAAUUGGAGUUUCACCACCUUGUUACGUGGCCUGUAUUGGGACACAUGGUACAACAAUGCAGCAGCCAAAACUCAGGCUGGUCCACUUCAAGGGAAGUGCCACUUGAUUGGUGCACCAUCACUGAGGAAAACCCAAGUCAGAAAUGCCUCAGAUUGCAAUAUUCCAGAAGUAUUGUCAGGGCUUGUACAAGCCUGUGUAUCUCCAUACACCACAUUGAUUCACCAUGCAGAUCAAUCGAAUUCCACAAAGCCUGCAAGAGGUGCUAACAUCAGCCAAUGCGGCCAAUUCAAUUGCCUCAAAGGGAAGGGAUCGAUUAUUAACCUUGGUAGAACACGGAAUGAGGCCUAUGCAACAUUACUAGCAUUGAAGAAGACAAAAUGGAUUGAUCGGUACACCAGAGCAGUCAUAGUUGAGUUCACCCUCUACAAUCCUCCUACCAACCUCUUCACAAUUGUGUCUCUGUUGGCAGAGUUGCCACCAUCAGGAGGAAUUCUUUCAUUAGUUCAUAUAGAAUCAGUUCGCAUCUACCAGGAAAAUACUCUUCUGGAUUAUUUUAUCAUGGCUUUUGAGCUUUUGUUCCUGGUCCUUAUUCUACUUCACCUGUAUUUACAGGUGUGCAGGAUGACUCAGAAAGGUAUUCUGAGUUACUGGCGAGAGCCAUGGAAUUGGCUGGAGAUUGGACUUGUCGUAAUUAGUAUCUUUUAUUAUGUGUAUUAUGUGUUCUAUUUUGUAUUGGCUGUGGAUGUUAUUGACCAUCUUCACAGUGGAUAUUUCAAAACAUUUGUGGAUAUGAGCUUCAUUUCUGCAUGGAUAAAGGUGAAGCGUUUUCUUCAUGGGUUGCUUGUGUUCCUGCUUUUAAUAAAAAGCAUCCAUUUAUUACGCGUUAACAAGAUUAUGGCACCCUGUGCAACACUGCUGUGGCUGUCCUAUUCCAGUUUGAUGGUACCAAUGCUAUGUGGGAUUAUAGUCAUCGUGGCCUACUCCUGCCUGGGAAAUUUGCUGUUCCUCUCAGAAUCCUAUUCAUUCAGCACUGUACUGAGAGCUUUUCAGACAUUGCUCAUGUACUUCAUGGGUACCAGUGAAAGGAGAACAUUUUCAAUUCUCUGCAAGUUAAACCAGCUGUCCAUUGCUUUCUAUUAUGGGACAUUCUUUUUUGCCAUGACCAUACUGUGGACUGGAUUGUUUAUAGGGAUUCUAACCUCAAUGGCAGAAGAAGCAAAGAAAUCAUCACGGAGUAAGCAUUUAGUGACACUCACAGAUGUCGCAGAUUAUGCUCAGAAGAAGAUUAUGACUUUCACUGGAAGGAGCAGACAUGCAGAAGCAGAUCAUGUUUCAACACAAGGAAAUAACUUUUAUUUGGAUGAAUUUGAAAACUUGAUGGAUGAGUUGUUGUUCCGACUCAACGCUCUGUCGAACAGUCUUCAUCAUUCUCUCCCAACAAAGCCACAUUAUCUGGAGGACAGUCCUUAUGAAUUAGAUCCUGGUUAUUACUACAAUCAAGAAUCAGAGGCGCACACAUUUCAUGAAAACCAUUUGGAGCAUAAAGUUUACAAACUUGAAGAACUAUUUAGGAACAAUCUGCAGAUAUAUGAGCUCUUAAUACCAGGAAAAGAACACAAUUCUGAUUCAGACACUGCAAAUAUCAAAAUGUUAAGGUCCAAGCUUGAAUUAGAGACACUUCAUCAACUUCAGAUCUCCCAAGAAAAUAUGUUCCGAACAUCUGAGAGUGCUCGAAGUGGCCCUGGAUCAACCCACCCCCAGAAAAGUACUGAUGCUAAUUCCUCCGUUCCACAGGACAACUUUUCAUUCGCAAAUGAUAAUGCUAUAAAGACAAUCCCCUGCAGUGAUUCAGCUCCACCAGAAACCUUCUGCAAUGACAUUUCCAAUUCUUACAAUGUGCCUACCCAGAAUCAGCAGUCAGUAGACUCUUUGAGUGCAGAACACUACAAUCUUGCGAAACUGGGAGACACACUGCCCCACGUCCUGUGUGGAAUUAAAUGUCCAGAAAAGCAGGCGGCACAGACACGAAUGCUUGAGAGUAGACUGACUGGUCAGCAGCGUGGUUUCUCAGCCAGCACAUCAGGAAAGACCCGUAAGCAGCUUAAACGUUCGCACACCACGGUUAUUCAGAUUCUUGACAACACCAAAGACUUAGCAGUUCCAGCAUUUAAAGUUUCACAACCAAAUACCUGUGAUACUUCGGUACAAUGCCUUGGAAGCUAUGCUGUCCAAUCAAACUCCACACAUCAAUCCCUGUCUAAUCAAGUCAAGGUGCCAGAAAGAGAGUCUCAAAUUCCAGAGAAUUCUACAAGUGUAGUGCGGUCUUCAAGGAACAAAGGAGAACAGGAUGACACUGUAGAUAUGUCUGACCUUCCAGGAUCCAUAAAGCAGUGUUGGUGACUGAAUAUUUAUUACUAAAAUCAAAGGAAGCUCAUCCACUCAUUUCCUCUAUUAAUCCGAAGAAUCCUAAUUGCAAAUCUGUUCCUGUGUUUUUUUUUCUAUCUUCAUAUUUAAUUAGGCACAUGAAGUAGACUAAUGAAAUCAAGAGUUAAAGAAAUCUGUAAUAUUUUCCUUGAAAUUCUUCAUUGUCAGAUGAAACUACGAUUUCGUUCCUCAAAAAGGUUAAUGGGUUUGUCAAUAUAAUGCGUAAUAUGGAGCCUUGCUUCAGAAAUUAAUAUUUCAUUCUUGUUUAACAGUUCCAUGCAUUUUGGGGGCAUUUAGGAAUGUUAUAGGGAGAAAUUCAUCUCUGAUCAUUAGUGCUAAAAAGGUAUGAGAGUAUCAGCUGUUGAUUGUACUGAUGGCUGUUGUUUCUAUUCCAAUUAAUGGGACCAAACAAGAAAAGUAACCACAACUGGUGCUGAUACUUAGGCUCCUGUUUGGUGACAGCGAGAGAGACAAAGCAAUUUUUCUUGCUCAUUCAAUCCCAAACUAUGUACUGUAUGAUAUCAAUCCUCAGUAUAUCUUUUUUUCCCCCCUAGGACUUUGUUCUUGGAAUAUUCGCAGUCUUUGUCUGCAAUGGUUAAUUGGAGGGAAGAAACAGAAAACAGGAGAGAGCUCUUUGGGCUCUCUCCACCAUUGAAAAGAUAACAGCUGAUUUAUCUGUCCUCCUAUUUCACUGCCACAGAUACUUGAUAAAUGCCUCUGCCUUUCAGAAAUUUUUUACUUCAGCCAGAGCCCUGCAUUAUCAUGCUAAAAGCACUCACUUCCUUCCAAUUCCCAGUACUAUUUCUUGCCUCACUUUCCACUGGCCAAUUACCAUCUCAUUCCACACUGUAGGCUUACUCUCAAUGAAACCCUCAUCACCCUUACCUGGGAUCUCACUCCAGUGUUCCACGGCAUAGCCGACAAUGCAGUGGUGUUCUUGCAUUCCCAUAUUCUACUGAAGCUGACCGCAAAUUAUAACUUGCCCGUCCGCAUACUUGCCCUUUUUCCCCCUACUGCCUCCAACAGCUGACCAGUGGAUUUGAUGGGAGCUAGUGAGUUUAAAGAGAGUGUUGGAAUAGGACAUGGGAAGGGACUUUUGUGACUUCAUUAGGUAUGCUGGAAACAGACCGUGCUGACUUUAUAAGGGACAUGGGAACAAUGCACAGUGAGAUUAAAGUGAGAAUGGGAAGCCAGAUGCAGAACCAUCAGGAUUCUGAACAAUAGGAUCGUAGAUUAUCGGAAUAUAAAAAUCCAAAUGCUUUCACAUUAAAACUGAAAACUUGUCAAUAGGCCACAAACAACAUAGAAUUAUGGCAGCAAUUUUAUUAUCAUUCAAUGUUUACAUAGAGUUAUAUAUAUUUCUAUAAAGAGAUUUUAAUGGAUAAGUACAAUGCAUGAUUUUGUAAAGAUUAUUCAUUUGAAAACAGUGUAAAUAUCAUAAAUAUAAGAAAUUCAUACUAAAAUAUGACCAUCCAGAAUUUAGUCACAGCAAAUAUUUUAUUCAUUCUGUAAAUGGCUGAGUUUAGGUGCUUUACUGUUACAUAUAAUAUGUAAACAAUGUGUUUAUAGUGGAUUGUAAAAUAUUUAUUAAACUUUCCACUUUUGUGCUGUACUUUAGUUUGAUCAUGGCCUUUUCUACUUUGGAUAGGGAACAAACAUUUUUGACCAAUAUUUGGACAAUUGUGCAUCUUCAGUGGAAGGAAAUGUUACCUAUACACUAUGUUUUUAAACAAGGGAAAA
Molecule: messenger RNA, 14453 nt
Organism: Mobula hypostoma (lesser devil ray)
Lineage: Eukaryota; Metazoa; Chordata; Chondrichthyes; Myliobatiformes; Myliobatidae
Product: polycystin-1-like protein 1
Exons: 67
Coding region: 54-12689 (4211 amino acids)
Biological process (GO): calcium ion transport
Cellular component (GO): plasma membrane
Molecular function (GO): calcium ion binding; monoatomic cation channel activity; protein binding
Source: RefSeq, a predicted model, not a curated record